AUGGGACGCGAUUGCUGGAUCAUCUAUCUGGCCCUGGAGAAACUGGACGCCGACACGCGGCGUAGGUGGAUUGAGCGCAGCAUGGACACAGAUUCCCCCACUCUCGAGGAAUUCUUCAAAUUUCUGGAUUCUCGUUGCGAGGAACUGGAACUGAGUAAAAGGGAGCUUGGGACUUGUAGUAAGACAACAACACAUGCAGAAAAACCAAAAAGGGUCACACAAUCGAUGGUUGCGGUCGAAGGCAUUGGCUGCACCAAAUGUAAUUCAACAGAACACACUCUGUAUAACUGUCAGCUGUUCUUGGAUAUGUCUGGGAAGCAGAGGCGAUCCUUCGUAAAGGAGAAAUCACUGUGCUACAACUGCUUGCGACCUGGUCAUGGAAUAGCAGGCGAGGACGAGCGAAACAUAGGUGCGUCCAACAACACUUCGGUGACUCUCAGUCAUUUCGCCCAAGGAGAGGGCACUCAAUCAGUUGUAUGUGCACAGGGCACUGCAAAAUCUGCACAGGAAACGGAAGUUAAGCGAAGCAUAUUACCAACUGCCAUAGUUUCGUACGUAUCCGAGCGUUGCAUUCAAGCUCUCGGAUUGACAAGUUCGGCAUCACGCAUCUUGGUUACGGGAAUCUCUUCGGUGAAAGCAGAUACGACAAGGAGAUGCAGCACCUUGCAUAUCAAGACCCGUAUCUCCGAGGAUCAUUUGGUUGUCUACGCCCACGUGCUAGGCAGAAUUACUUCUUCGCUGGAACGCCAAAACAUCGAUGCAUCGGCACUCGAGGCAUUCAAGGAUCUGCAGUUGGCGGAUACAGAAUUCAACACAAACUCACCUGUUGACAUUCUAUUGGGAAGCGAACACGUAUGGUCGGUGUUUACAGGACGAAAGAUGUACGACAACAAGGGUAAUCUUAUCGCCAUUUCUUCGGUGUUCGAAUGGGUAAUAACAUCACUCAUCACAUCAAAUCCAAGCAACGCUAUUGCACUGACUGCAAUAGUAGACAUAGGCGCCACGCUUCAGAAGUUUUGGGAUUUGGAAAACGUUCAAAGCAGAGCAAAACUGGAUCCGGAGGGUGAUCAGGUCGAGAAGCACUUUCUCGCCACUCACAGUCGCGAUGAAAACGGGAAGUAUAUCGUGGAUCUUCUAUUCAACACAGAAAACCCCGAUUUCGGAGAAACUCUACAAGAAGCGCUCAAACGCUUUAAAUCGGUUGAGCGGCGGCUGCAACGGAACGACCAGCUGCGUACAUAG
Molecule: messenger RNA, 1242 nt
Organism: Drosophila rhopaloa
Lineage: Eukaryota; Metazoa; Arthropoda; Insecta; Diptera; Drosophilidae
Exons: 2
Coding region: 1-1242 (413 amino acids)
Source: RefSeq, a predicted model, not a curated record